AUGGGAAACAUGGGCAGUAGUAGAGCCAACUCCUCUCGCCGGAGACACCGCCAGAGCCACCCUGCUCCGCCCCCACCGGCCCCACCACAGCCCGAAAUCUCCGCCAACCGCUACGUCUUCGCUGCCGCGACGCCGUACCCGGCUCAGUACCCGAACCAAAACCCGGCGCAGUACCCGAACCCGGGAGGGUAUUUCCAGUACCCGAGUUACUACCCGGCGGCGCCGCUGCCGGCGCCGUACGAUCACCACCACCGGGUGCCGCAUCCACAGAUGGACCCGAACUGGGGCGGCGGGAGGUACCGGUGCGGGCCGGUGAUGCAGGUGCCGACGCCGUACGUGGAGCACCAGAAGGCGGUGACGAUAAGGAACGAUGUGAAUUUGAAGAAGGAGUCUUUGAGGGUUGAGCCCGAUGAGGAGAACCCCGGGUGGUUUCUGUUGUCUUUCACUUUUGAUGCCACUGUUGCUGGGAGCAUCACCAUCAUUUUCUUUGCAAAAGAAGGCGAGGGCUGUAACCUGACACCGAUGAAGUUUAGCCUCCUUCCACCUUUGACGGUAUAUUUUCAACAAGGUUUGGGCCAGAAGUUCAAACAACCCCCUGGAACUGGAAUUAACUUCUCAAUGUUUGAUGAGACAGAGUUAAUGAAAGUAGCAGGCUUGGAUGUAUAUCCUCUAGCAGUGAAGGCAGAGGCAUCCCCACCCGAGCAUGAUGGAUCAGAGGGAAACUCUGUAUCUGUAGCAACAAACUCUCAGAUAACUCAGGCUGUAUUUGAGAGGGAGAAAGGUGAAUUCCAGGUGAGGGUUGUCAAGCAGAUUCUUUGGGUGAGUGGGAUGAGGUAUGAACUACAGGAGAUAUAUGGCAUUGGUAAUUCAGUCGAAGAUGACUUGGACAGUAACGACCCAGGAAAAGAAUGUGUCAUUUGCCUGUCUGAACCACGGGACACAACUGUUCUUCCAUGCCGGCACAUGUGUAUGUGCAGUGGGUGUGCCAAGGUUUUGAGAUACCAGACAAACCGAUGCCCGAUUUGCCGACAACCAGUUGAGAGGCUUUUGGAGAUAAAGGUCAACAAUGGUCCAGAGGAAUGAGAGCAUGAGCUCCGCCACUAUCAUUCUGUAAAUAAUCCUUUUUGCUUUUUCCCUUGGUUCUUGUCUGCAAUUCUUUUGCUACUAUCGGCUUUCAGUGAGUUAAAAAAGGUAUGCUGUAUGAAAUUUGCACAGAGAACAUCCUGUGUUGUACCAGCUCCAUAGACAUGGAAUGAUGUAUGAAUUUAGUUACUAGUCUUAAAUAUACGCCGUCCACAGUUGGGCUUGUUUGCUUGUCACAGGGUUUCUGCUGCAGUGCUGCUGAAAGUACUUAUGGAGAAGAUCAAUACAGAUAAUCAUGUGCUAUUUGUGGCAUCAAUUUCAGGUUUCGCCUCUCAGAUGAAAUCGAAAUUUAGGUAUCUGGGGAAAGAGUAGUGACUAGCAAGUAUUAGAGCCAUUUUUCCGUUUUAUGGGUUCUGUAAUUAGGUCUAGUUUCUCGUUAUCCUCAGUUUUCUAGUUCCACAGGUCAGUAGGGA
Fragaria vesca subsp. vesca is the source of this 1556-nucleotide messenger RNA. RefSeq names its product probable E3 ubiquitin-protein ligase LOG2-like. Gene Ontology annotation, molecular function: ubiquitin protein ligase activity. The transcript has 3 exons. Bases 1 to 1083 code for a protein of 360 amino acids. The record is from RefSeq and is a predicted model, not a curated record. Gene Ontology annotation, biological process: protein ubiquitination. NCBI's taxonomy places the organism in Eukaryota, Viridiplantae, Streptophyta, Magnoliopsida, Rosales, Rosaceae.